AUGCCUCUUUCCUCUACCUGUGUCGAAUUGGUCAGUGAAUGCCUGUCUCAUAUGAAAGAGGCGGAACUUUUGGCCUGCAUGCAGGUCUGUAGUUCAUGGAGGGAGGAAGCUAAAUCGUUCAUUUUCGAGACGUUGGACCUCAGGAAAGAUCAAAAAAAACUUGUGGAAUUGCAGGAUUAUCCCCAUCGUAUACGCUAUGUUCGGCAUAUCAUCGGUGACCCGUACUAUCCCUUCACUCACUUUCGUGCUGCACCAACGAAUGUAAGGACUCUCGAGUUUUAUGGAACCUCUACUCUGGGUCCACCAAUGUCUUCGGAAUACACGAAUCAACUCAUAUUCACUUUUCGUCUCAAUCUCGAGAUUUUCAUCUUCCGCGAUUUUGUCGUGUUGCCAUAUCCUUCCUUCUGUACCAUCCUGAAAUCCCUUGGCAAUUGCAAACGGCUUCGCCAGUUGUCGCUACCCCCUGUUCACUGGUCGGGCAGUGAGUUGCGCCAGAACCACGCCGAUGAUGCCGACGAUGCCUUUCGCCGAUUGGCUCUUGAAUUGCCCAAUGUCGAGGAUCGGCCGCAGCUUCAAUUCCUGCAGCUUGUUCCUUCGAGUGAACGAGAGUCCCCCCAGGUGUCAACUACAGCUUGCACAAAGGGCCCUCGGGAUUCUGAAUACAGAUGGUUGGAGGACCACAACUGUCCUUUUGAUCUUCAUGCUCUUCGGGUUCUUGUAGUCGGAUGUCCUGCCGCCGCCCAGAUUAUUCUCCCUAUCGUGUCGCAUAGUCUUUUAAGGCUUGAAUUUUGUCAGGCGUUUGACCCGCGUUCGUCCUGGACACAGUUUGGUAGGUUAACUUCACCCUAUGAUGUUUUGAAUUCGAGACUAACAUCCACUAUAGAACAUUUCCAGACAGCCCCCAUUCAGCUAUCUUCUUUGAAACAUCUUGUGUUGACGUUCCUCCUUUGUCCUUCGAAAUGGCUCCUGGAUACAAUUCGCGCGCCAGAAAUUGAAACUAUCACUUUCAAAUGGGCGACCGACAUGUCUCAUUCUUUUUACGAGGCUCGAUUUCGACUUAUAGACGGUCAGAUAGCAAGAUUGGAUCCCACUCGUGUGUUUCCUCAUCGCAUGGCACAAAUCAUUUUUGUCACCAAUUGUCAUUUGCGCCCUAGCACGCAAUGGGACUUGAGCGUCUUUCCGAUAUCUUCUCAUUUUGGUGUUGUAGUCUCUCAUCAGCCUUUCACAUUCUAUGAUGAAUAA
Molecule: messenger RNA, 1242 nt
Organism: Lentinula edodes (shiitake mushroom)
Lineage: Eukaryota; Fungi; Basidiomycota; Agaricomycetes; Agaricales; Omphalotaceae
Exons: 1
Coding region: 1-1242 (413 amino acids)
Molecular function (GO): protein binding
Source: RefSeq, a predicted model, not a curated record